Boleophthalmus pectinirostris (great blue-spotted mudskipper) is the source of this 1677-nucleotide messenger RNA. RefSeq names its product serine dehydratase-like (gene sdsl). NCBI's taxonomy places the organism in Eukaryota, Metazoa, Chordata, Actinopteri, Gobiiformes, Gobiidae. The record is from RefSeq and is a predicted model, not a curated record. Gene Ontology annotation, biological process: L-serine catabolic process; L-threonine catabolic process. The coding region runs from base 153 to 1121 and encodes 322 amino acids. The transcript has 9 exons. Gene Ontology annotation, molecular function: L-serine ammonia-lyase activity; threonine deaminase activity.
GGAAGUGUACCUUAUCAGUAGCUCCCUGCAUGUAGCAUGGGACAGAUUUUAAAGAAUGAUUAAUUAUUUGUCUGCUUAAAUUUAAUGCCAUUAUUUAAUGGUCAAAGAAACGGUCAUCUCGAGGUUUUCGUUAAGCUGAGGUUAGGAGCACCAUGGCUGGACACUUUCAUCUAAACACUCCUCUGCUGGAGAGCACUGGCAUGUCCAAACGAAUGGGCACCACUGUCUAUCUCAAGAUGGAGAACUCCCAGCCCGCUGGCUCCUUCAAGAUCCGGGGAAUUGGACACCUCUGCCAAAAGCUUGCCAGUCAGUCAAAAGGGUUGGUUUGCUCUUCAGGUGGUAAUGCAGGUAUGGCUACUGCUUAUGUGGCCAGAAAAAUGUGUGUACCAGCUAUAAUUAUAGUUCCUUCCUCUACUCCUCAACUGGUGGUCCAGCGACUGCAGGAUCAGGGGGCCACUGUUAGGAUAGUAGGCAAGGUAUGGGAUGAUGCCAAUACAGAAGCUCUUCGAUUGGCAGAUGUUGAGGGCCUCACAUAUGUUUCUCCUUUUGAUCAUCCACUUCUCUGGGAGGGCCAUGCCAGUGUGAUAACAGAGUUGGCCGGCUCCCUGGGGCAGGGGGUGAAGCCUGGAGCGGUGGUGGUGUCUGUGGGCGGAGGGGGGCUGCUGUGUGGAGUGGUCCAGGGGCUGAAGAGCGUGGGGUGGGCGGAUGUACCUGUCCUCGCCAUGGAGACUGUGGGAGCCGACUGUUUCAACGCUGCAGUUAAAGCGGGCAAAGUGGUCACCUUAGAUGACAUCACCAGUGAGGCAAAAUGUCUUGGAGCGAAGACAGUCAGUGAAAAAGCCUUUGAAUACAGCCAGUCCAAGGAACUUAACAUCAUUUCAGAAUUGGUCACAGAUCAGGAGGCCCUGCAUGCUGUUGAAACAUUUCUGGAUGAAGAGCGCGUGCUGGUGGAGAUGGCAUGUGGAGCUGCCCUUGCCUCUGUCUAUAGUGGGGUUAUACAGCGGCUACAAAAAGAGGGCCGCCUGCCUGUUUCUUUGGGUCCCGUGGUGAUCAUUGUGUGUGGAGGCAGCGGUGUGGACAUGCAGCAACUCUCCCAACUCAAGAAAAAACUUCAGGGAUAAUCCACCACAAUAUAUGCCCAAAAUACAAACAUAAAACAAACUAGCAAUGGAUCCAUGAAGGAUGUAAUGACACAGAUGAUAUAUAUUUUUUGUCACGUCACCUUCAACUGUAAUGACUUUAUUUGCCAGGCGAUGGUGCUAUUGUUCACUUUUGUGUAGCUGCUGUUGGAGGUUGUUUUCCACCUCUGAACACCUGCUAUUUGAGACCACAUAAUUUAUCAUGCUUAUAAUAGAAAUGUGUAAUUUUAGAAUGUGAUUAUUUUCUUUUUCCUAGUCCAGUGCCACAGUUCUUCAAAACAGUUCAGAAUUUAACAACAUAAUACCAGACCCAUAGUAUAAUUUUUCAUUAUUAUAGAUGCAUAUUCAGAUCUAAAAUGAAAUAUAAUUUUUAUGCUUACAUGAUGUGCUUUCACCCACAGCUGAAAUUUAUCAGUCCAGUCAACUUGUGUUGUGUGGGAAGCCAUUACUAUGGAAACGGCACUUCAGUUUUAUUCCUGUAACAUCAGUGUUUUUAUAAUCUUUGUGAUUUCCAUUUCAGACACUGGAAUAAAAAAUA